UAUGUCUGUGUUUUGGCACAAAAUUACCAGUUUCAAACUAACCGCUCAGUUUUCAAAUCGACUAGUUGUACUCUGUCGAGUUGUGAGUUUGUGAACGUAACUUUUGCAUUUCUGGACCAGUUUUCGCUCAGUGCUUUUUUUUAAAAACGGCUUUCGCAACUAUCCCGACUACACUCCAAAAAAAUGAUAGGUGACAAUGGUGAUAACCACAGAAUUUCCAUCAACGCGCUCAAAGGCGAAGGUGACCUGCGAGGAGUCGCUGGCGGCGGUGGCGGCGGCCGCAAUGCGGUCUAUACAAAUGAGGCCCUAAGUGAAUCUACCAUCAGCAUGAACCCACCCAACGAAUUUGUAGGCAGCAAUGACUUCAUUUUGGUUGACGAGAACAAAACCCAUUCGACUAAGGAUGCAAUUAAAAGUAUAGUACCGUGGAUGAAGAGGAAAGCGAAAGGAGCGUGCACCAAAAAAAUGUUAUAUAGGCGUUUACCGAUACUGAGCUGGCUUCCUAAAUACAACAGCUCAGAUGCUAUUGGUGACUUAGUUGCGGGUAUUACCGUAGGACUCACUGUCAUACCUCAAUCUCUAGCAUAUUCCAAUGUCGCCGGACUUCCAGCGGAGUACGGCUUAUAUGGUUCCUUCCUAGGCUGUUUCGUGUACAUAUUCUUCGGUAGCUGUAAAGACGUUCCGGUUGGCCCAACCGCGAUUGCUUCCCUUUUGACAUUCCAAGCGGUUCGCGGCCAUGGACCAGCACAUGCCAUACUUCUCUGUUUCCUGACGGGCCUCCUGGAGCUACUCAUGGGCCUGCUCGGACUAGGUUUUAUAAUUGACUUCGUCUCGGGCCCGGUGUCAUCGGGCUUCACGUCGGCGGUCGCCCUAAUUAUAGUCACAUCGCAAGUCAAAGAUAUUCUCGCGAUCAAAGUGUCCGGUUCGACCUUCGUCGAACAAUGGAUCAGCAUAUUCUCCGAGGUUCAGAACUCGUCCGUCUGGGACGCGGUCUUGGGAAUCAGCUGUAUCGCAGUUCUCCUAAUCAUGAGGAUAGUCGCCACAAUCAAGAUCGGUCCUACUGAAGUUCCAGCCGAUGAAAAGUGCCCGGAGGAGGACAAACCGACAAUCUUCCACAAGAUCGUCAACAAAUUCCUAUGGAUGUUCGGCACCUCCCGAAACGCAAUUUUAGUCGUGAUUGGAGGAUUUAUCGGCUACUCAUUUUAUGUGAACGGAACACCACCGUUCAAACUAAUCGGAGACAUACCCCAAGGCCUACCUGACUUUAAAGUGCCGUCCUUUGGAUAUACGGAGGGCAAUAACACGGUCAGCUUCACAACCAUGGUGUCCGACCUGGGAUCUGGGAUUAUAGUAGUUGCAAUGAUAGCUCUGCUUGAGAACAUCGCCAUAUGUAAAGCAUUCGCAAAUGGAAAAACUGUGGAUGCCACCCAGGAAUUGAUCGCGAUCGGUUUAUGUAACAUCGCCAACUCUUUCGUGCAAGGCUACCCAGGAACCGGUAGCUUAUCCCGAAGUGCCGUAAAUAACGCCAGUGGGGUCCGUACACCCUUUGGCAGUUUCUACACGGGGUUGUUGGUGAUCAUAGCGUUGCUAUUCUUCACCCCGUACUUCUUUUACGUUCCAAAAGCUGCGUUGGCAGCCGUGAUUAUUGCAGCCGUCGUCUUCAUGGUGGAAGUAAAAGUUGUCAAACCCAUGUGGAGAACAAAAAAGAGCGAUCUCAUCCCGGGACUUGGAACAUUCAUAGCCUGUCUCCUUCUGCCUCUCGAAAUUGGAAUACUAAUAGGAAUUGGCAUCAAUUUACUCUUCAUUCUCUACCACGCUGCACGCCCCAAAAUCACAGUCGAAAGACUAACGAGCCGAACGGGUAUCGAGUACCUGAUGCUAACCCCAGAUCGCUGUCUCAUCUUCCCUUCAGUAGACUACGUACGAAAUUUAGUAACCAAACACUCAAUACGACAAGCAGCACCGGCCGUAAUCGACUGCUCCCACAUCUACGGCGCCGAUUACACCGCUGCAACGGUCAUUGAAACCUUAACCAAAGACUUCGCCGGACGAGAUCAGCCGCUCAUUUUCUACAAUUUGAAGCCAAGCGUUUGUGCGGUAUUCGAGGGACUGUCGCCAAAAGAGUUCGUUGUCUGUUACACAGAAGACGAGUUAGAUAGGUUGCUAAAAAGCAGAAAUGAUUACAAGCCAAAAGAUGUUCUACAAGUGUGAUCUUUGGUGUACUUGCAAUAAGUAUUAUAAUUAAGUAGUUUUUAACUUCUAUCGUAUGAAUUCCUUCAGUACAUCUUAAUAGUAUUAAAAUGUGUAAGGGCAAAUGUAAAAUUUCCAAUUAAGUUAUUGUACUUAGUAUUAUUACGUAGGAUGAAUGUUCUAAUUGUGCACCUAGUUUAGUUAUUUAUACUGUUAACUGUGAUAAUUUUUUGAGACGAAAGUAAAAACACACAUUUCAUAA
Messenger RNA from Photinus pyralis (common eastern firefly), 2452 nucleotides. Its product is annotated as sodium-independent sulfate anion transporter-like. Gene Ontology annotation, cellular component: membrane. The record is from RefSeq and is a predicted model, not a curated record. Gene Ontology annotation, biological process: transmembrane transport. Gene Ontology annotation, molecular function: sulfate transmembrane transporter activity. The transcript has 9 exons. The coding region runs from base 184 to 2211 and encodes 675 amino acids. Lineage: Eukaryota; Metazoa; Arthropoda; Insecta; Coleoptera; Lampyridae.